GAAAGGUCCCUCAAAUGCCCUAAUUUCACAAUUUUGACCUCCUUCCCCUUUCCUUCCUCUAUCCAAAUUCCCCAUCUCUCAUCAAAUUCAUCAAAUUCUAUCUACAAACUUAGAACUUUCCGGUUCCCCUUCCGAUUCCCUACUGCCCAGUUCUGCAAAGGUCCAGAUUUUCAUCUGGGCUCUUGGUCGGUAUCCCCAGUUCACAUUCGUUGUUUAGUAUUUCACUGGGGAAGGGUUCUUGUAGCAUUUUUCCCUCUGUCCCUUCAUCACGGAGCAGAGAGAGUAAGGUUAAUCAAUGUUUGCCUGCAUUUCUUACAGUUGGGAGAAAAGAUAGAUUAAUCUCUUUGAGACGCAGACCUUGUUUGAGUGUAGGAACUUCUCUUGCUCAUGGACAAAAGUCAAAAUUAUUUAAAAUAACCGCUUUCAAAGGCAGCAAUCAACGUGAUGAAUCUGGUGGCAGAGCUAAUGGCUCGAAAGCAUUAUAUAAUCACGUCAAAGUUUCUUAUUUGCAACAUGAGAGUGAAGAGUCCUCUGUGGAAUCUUCAAAGGUACAAGAUAUUGUACCUGCUCCUUAUACAGCAUCGGAUGACACUACAAAUAGGUCAAUGGCUAUACGAAAUUUAUUUAUGAAGUGGCUAACGUUACUUAGUACACCGUCACAUACACGAGAGUUCAAUGGAGCUCUGGGAGAACCUUCUCCAGUGAAAACGUCAGAAAUGGCCGACACUCUGCAAAAGCAAGAAAAAGCUGAAAUUUUUAAGGCGGUGUUGUGCUACUUUUGGGGGUUAGGUGCAACAAUAAAGAUACCCUUGCUAGUGUUCACCCCUGUUUACAUUGCAGUCAACAUUAUGUACGGAUCUGAGGUAUCGAAAGAAUUAACCCCCCUUUGGAUUAUGGGACCGUUGAUUACGGCUCUUAACGUGAAGAUUUUCAGCGCAAUAUUUGGGUUCUAUGUGUUUGCAUUCAAGCAGAUGUUCAAAAUAGUGAUGAAAAUACCCGUUUACUCUUUGCUCGUGCACCAGUACAUUUUUCAGGGGAAACUUAAAGAAACAAUGCUGGUAUACAUAUGGGGUCAGCCUUUGGAAGUUAUAAAUAACACGGACAGGAACGUGUUACUCGGGAAAAGAAUCGAGGAUCUUCGAGGAUGGUUGUAUGAGAGUUACCUCGAUUUUUGCGACUUUAUGUGGCCCUUUUACAGAAAACUGCUCAAGGUUAUGAGGAAGUGUCAUCUUUUAUAGAUGGAGUAUUUUUCUUUCAAGAGAUUUUUCCAGUUUGCAUCAAUGAAUUACAGCCUUUUUUUUUUAUUUAAUUCAUUUCCCCCUUGUGAGAGGAANAAUGUGGUACUCCUUUUG
This is a messenger RNA of Striga asiatica, 1352 nucleotides long. Lineage: Eukaryota; Viridiplantae; Streptophyta; Magnoliopsida; Lamiales; Orobanchaceae. The record is from the annotation of a GenBank genome assembly.